UGUCUGUCUGUCGGAUUUUGUAUGUGUGCACUCGUGUCUCAAAGUCUCGCAUUUCCUGCACAGCGCCGGUAACGUCUCUGCCUUCGUCUCCGUCUCCAUCAACAUCUUCGCCAGCGCCAGACAGACAAACUGAGGCAAAAACAGUUGAGCUUGAGAAGCGUCGCGACGCACCGCACCGCAGCGCAACGCAACGCGACACUGACACUGCCCCAGACUUAGAGUCAGCGUCAGCGUCAGAGAGUCGAAGACGCUGACAGUGGCAAUUGUUUGUCCGUCCGGUCGUCGCUCCUUAACUGCCUCAGUCUGUCCCCGUCUCGCACUUUCGCGUGUGCAAAAUUGCUCGCAAUUAUCAUCGAUCGCAGUAUUUGCUAGCACUGCAAAAUCCGUUCCAUUUGCCCCGUUUACCUGAGCAACAGCAGCGCUCCCCUAUGCCCAUUAGCCUGAACCGUGGACUCCCCCGCAACACAAGCGUCCAACACAAUGCUGCAGCACACGAUGACGAAGCGUAAAACGCUAAUCAUUGCCUGCUUUGGCAUUGCACUGGGCCUCUGCAUUGGCACCGUAUUGAAAAACUAUCGAGCCCUGGAGAUUGUGAAGCGCUGCAGCAUGCGGCCAACGAAUCUCAAAUCGCCCAACGAAAUCAUCGGCCUGAACGAUGAGGACACCAUACAGAACUCUCAGCGCAAUUUGGUUUUCGUGGGCGUGAUGACGGCCAAGAACUUUAUCGAGGGUCGUGCGCGUGCCGUGUACGAUACGUGGGGCAAGGAGGUGCCCGGACGCAUUGCGUUCUUUAGCUCGGAGGGCAGCUACUCGGAUGAGCUGCCGGUGGUUGGGCUGAAGAAUGUAGACGAUCGUUAUCCGCCGCAGAAGAAGUCGUUCAUGAUGCUGUAUUACAUGUUCGAGCACUAUAUUGAUCGGUUCGAGUGGUUCAUCCGUGCGGACGAUGAUGUCUACAUGGAGCCGGAUAAGCUAGAACGAUUUCUGCGCUCCAUCGACAGUUCGAAGCCGCAGUUCAUUGGACAGGCGGGCAAGGGCAAUAGCGAGGAGUUCGGUCUGUUGUCCCUCGAAUUCGAUGAGAACUUUUGCAUGGGCGGUCCCGGUGUAAUACUCAGCAGCGAGACGCUACGGCGCGUCGCACCACACAUACCCACCUGCCUGAAAAACCUGUACAGCACUCACGAGGAUGUGGAAGUAGGCCGAUGUGUGCAGAAAUUUGCUGGUAUUCCCUGCACCUGGAACUACGAGAUGCAGUACAUUUUGCGGCACAAUUCGAGUGGCCGUAAUGCGUAUACGGGCAAGCUGAAACGCAAGGAAAUACACAAUGCCAUCACGCUGCAUCCCAUCAAACAGGCGCCGCUUAUGUAUCGCCUGCACUCCUACAUACAGGGCCUCAAGGCCGAGGAGCUGCGCCAGGAGUCGCUGCUGCUGCAUCGCGACAUCAAGCGGAUGGCCAAGUACCUGGAUGUGCCCGAUGACAGCACCUACAUGCUACCAAGCGUCUCCCCCGGUGCCAUUCCGGAGAAGGACACUGGCAAACGGCACUUUGAAGAUCACAAUAUUCUAGGCAUUAGUCCCGAGCUGAAUAAAUUUGUGCCCGCGAGCACAGCGGAUCUGCUGGACUGGUCCUUUAUAGCACGCAGCCUGUACUCGGCGGGCUCGGCCAAUCCCAAGCAGAAAAUUGACUCGGCGAUGCGCGAGGGCCUCGAGGAUGUCAUCACGGAGGUCAUGGAGAACAUCAACUAUUAUUCACGUCAACGUGGCCGCGUGAUUGAGUUUCGGGAAUUACUGUAUGGCUACCACCGUUUGGAUGCACUGCAUGGCCAGGAUCUCAUAUUGGACCUCCUGCUGAUCUACAAGAAGUAUCGCGGCAAAAAGAUGACAGUGCCCGUCCGGCGCCAUCUGUAUGUGCAGCGCGCCUUCACAGGCAUCUUUGUCAAGGAGCUGGACGAGGAUUUCUACAAUGUGACGCUGCAGCAAAGCUUGUCCGCUGCAGGUCUGUUCGGCAGCCUGCUGCAUAACGGUAUGGCACGGCUCAGCAGCCACUUUACCAUGGCCAGCAAUCUGUUGACACCUCCGCCGGACACCAUUGUCUUCGUGCUGCCUAUUGCCGGCCGGCUGGCCACCUUCCAGCGCUUUCUGUCCAUCUAUGAACGCGUUUGCCUUGUGGCUGCACAGCACUGCGAUCUGCUGGUUGUCAUCUUCGGGCAGCCGGAUGAGCUGAUCGAUCAUCUGCAGCAGCUGAACGAGCUGCGCAGUCGCCACAUAUACCAGCAGAUCAAUUAUAUUCAGCGCAGUGGCCAAUUCUCGCGCGGCGUCGCUUUGGACAUUGCCGCUCGCUCCUCGUACAUACGACAGCAGGACAUUAUCCUAUUCAUCGAUGUCGAUAUGGUCUUUAAUGUGGAGACACUGCAGCGGGUGCGUAUGCAUACGCAGCGUGGUCGACAGGUGUACCUGCCCAUUGUGUUCAGCCAGUACGAUCCGAAGCGUCGGAAUGGAGCCAGUGCCUCCGAGCAGGUGCCCAUUGACGAUGAGAAUGGAUACUUCAGGCAGUUUGGCUUUGGCAUUUGUGCCAUAUACAAGUCGGACAUACUGGACGAUGACAUCAAUGGCUUCGACAAGGAUAUAACGGGCUGGGGCCUGGAGGAUGUCAAGUUUCUGGAGAAGAUUGUGCGCGUUGGCACGCGCCAACAUGGCUUUCUGUCCAAUACGGCUGAAGUGCCGCUCGACUAUAACGAGGCAGCCGAACAAUGGCGACGCCUCAGCGUGUUCCGUGCUCCAGAUCCAACGCUGGUGCACAUCUAUCAUGACAUUAACUGCGACGUGCAGUUGGAUCCGCCGCAGUACAACAUGUGCCUGGGCACCAAGGCCAACUCGCUGGGCAGCACCCGGCUCAUGGAGGAGCUGUUCUUCAACAAUCGACAGAACAUCGACUUUAUUACCGAAUUUAAUCGACAGAAGCAUCAGAGUAGAUGAUGCGUGGGCGCCACCCAAAUCCUGGCAUGUUCCACUAUAGUAUUAUGCUUCAAGCUUCCUAUCAGUGUGCGUGUGCGUGUGUGUGUAUGAGUGUGAGUGUGACUUGCUGCUAGCCAAAAUGCCAAAUGAAUACCUUAGAUAUGCUGCAGCGGAAUGGAUGAGAGCGAGUAAGAGACAAGUAUGGAAGUCGAGAGAGGGAGAGAGCUGCACAUAA
Messenger RNA from Drosophila arizonae, 3187 nucleotides. It is a transcript of the gene Chsy, whose product is annotated as Chondroitin sulfate synthase. The record is from RefSeq and is a predicted model, not a curated record. Gene Ontology annotation, molecular function: glucuronosyl-N-acetylgalactosaminyl-proteoglycan 4-beta-N-acetylgalactosaminyltransferase activity. NCBI's taxonomy places the organism in Eukaryota, Metazoa, Arthropoda, Insecta, Diptera, Drosophilidae. Gene Ontology annotation, cellular component: Golgi cisterna membrane.